This is a messenger RNA of Manduca sexta (tobacco hornworm), 775 nucleotides long. RefSeq lists its product as uncharacterized. The coding region runs from base 142 to 723 and encodes 193 amino acids. The transcript is spliced from 5 exons. The record is from RefSeq and is a predicted model, not a curated record. Lineage: Eukaryota; Metazoa; Arthropoda; Insecta; Lepidoptera; Sphingidae.
UAUCUAUAGUACGUAAACUUGGCAUUCGUUGUCAGAAUGUCUUCAAAUAUUGAACAUUUCUUUGAAUAAUAAUAAAAUAAAUAAUCACGACAAAUUCCAAUUGGAAAAUAAAUUAAAAUAAUGAUUUAGAUUCAAAUAAAUAUGGCUAAGCGAAAUGUAUACCCAGGAUUCUACAAUCACCACACAGGGAAAUCGUUUCAAAAUUCACAUACAAAAAACUCCAAAUGGCUAACCAACAUGAUCAUUCGAUGUUUCUGGGCGGUACAUGCGAUUAUGUACCAAAAUUACUUAGCCAUAGCCACUAUAUUCGCGGUAGUGGCGCUGAGCUUCAUCAUACCAGACAUAUCGAAAAGGAUACAUGCCACCACCGAGUUGGGAGAUAUGAAGAAAGUUUUGGACUUGAUGUCGACGGAAGUAAGGCUUGCAGAAGUUGCGUGUUUGACGGAUGUAAAUGACAUAUGUAAUCUGCACAGCACCAUGCAAGACGACGGCACGGAAACCUCAAAAGUCUUCUGCGACCUGUCGCUUCAAACCAACGAGAAAGCGCGUUCAACUCGAUCAGAACCCGUACAAGUGGAGAAUAAAGUUGGUUUCUUUCGCAGAAUCCUGUUCCCUGUCAGAAAUACUUCACGUAAAGAAAUAACCAUUAUGUCUUACGUUUACACGGAUUCGUUUGAUGAUCAACGUAAAGUUAAGAACAAUACAAAAAUAUCUGAAUUGUGAAGGCGAGGAAUUUAUUCAUGUACUUACAUAAAUAAAAGUGAAAUGACUCAUA